This is a messenger RNA of Marasmius oreades (fairy-ring Marasmius), 1274 nucleotides long. RefSeq lists its product as uncharacterized. Lineage: Eukaryota; Fungi; Basidiomycota; Agaricomycetes; Agaricales; Marasmiaceae. Gene Ontology annotation, biological process: regulation of cell cycle. The transcript has 3 exons. The record is from RefSeq and is a predicted model, not a curated record. The coding region runs from base 43 to 1134 and encodes 363 amino acids. Gene Ontology annotation, cellular component: nucleus.
GUCAUCGUCACCCACGAUCGAAGUAUCGCGCUCACUGCCAUUAUGGCCGAGCAAACACGUAUUCACGGUCUUCUCAAACUUUGUAUUGAAACGUGCAACGCUGCCCUCGAUUCUAUAUCUGAUGACCAGCUCAAAACCGACGACAAUUCCGAUCCUCAACAAUCGCUUACUGUUGUACACAAAGAUCUCAUAUCAUUACUUUCUUUUAUCUAUGUGUCAACAACCAAGCUUGCAUUGGUCCUGAAUCCCUCCUCUCCUACCUAUCCUGCCGCCGUCACGCCCAUAAAUGACCUUGCAAAGCAUAUUUCUGCUUUAUCGCACUGCGUGAGGUUAUUUUCUCCGAUUGAACACGGGGCUACCAUUACACAGGAAGCCGUCAAUUUGGUCACCAAUGUUGUGGCCGCCGUCAAGGUGCUGUUGCAGACUUUUUUGGAGACUGGACACAGCGCAGCGAGAGAAUAUAUGAUGAAAACGGGAACUGUUCACGACAUGAUAGAAGGCGUGCGUUCCUCGAACGGGCUGUCGAAGGAUAAUUUAUCUGCCGUCAGGAAGAAAUGGCAUGAGGAUGGUGGACCUUUGGAUGAUGGGGCGAGGGAGCUGAGGGAAUUGAUAGAUAACGCUGGGGACGCGAGUGAGGACUAUGGCUGGAAAGAGUUAGGAUUGGAACCAGAUGCGCCUUUCUCAGAGCAGGAAGCUGACCGUGCAUCAAAGAUACAUAUGAUAUUGCGCCUGACAGCUCUCUUACACAGGAAAGUCUAUACUGAUCUGCUGAAAACAUCCCCCGAGAACCCACCCCCCUCUCAUUUGGUGUUGGAUAAACUUCCAUCAUUAUCCCGAGCUCUUGUUAGCGCAGCCGACGAAGUAAUAGCAGCAUCACAUCCGCCUCAAGACCCUUCCAUGUUGAGGCUCGAUUUGAAUGUUUACAAAGGUGUUCUAAAGGAUAUAGAGGACACUGUCCACCUAUUUUUCUCAAAGGAUUCCGUGGAAGUCCUCAUUGAAGGUUUGUCACUCCAUGAUGGGGAACUGGGAAAAAAGAAGAAGAUCUCGAAGCUGAAGUGGUUCGAUGGAUGUUUCGAGCAAAUAGAAAAAGGCUUCCGGACAGCCGAGGCAUCUAUCUCCGAAUCCGAGGCAUAGUGCAGGUCGUAAUGACACUCGUUAUUUUCUCAAUAUAGUGCUGUACCAUGUGGUUACUCCCGCUCCCCGACUUCGCGUCAGAAUACCCCAGGUCAUGGGCGCACAUUACAUGGUGACUAUUGCAAUUUGAAUGAACCAAC